This is a messenger RNA of Agrilus planipennis (emerald ash borer), 1328 nucleotides long. Its product is annotated as sphingomyelin phosphodiesterase-like. The transcript has 7 exons. Gene Ontology annotation, molecular function: acid sphingomyelin phosphodiesterase activity. NCBI's taxonomy places the organism in Eukaryota, Metazoa, Arthropoda, Insecta, Coleoptera, Buprestidae. Gene Ontology annotation, cellular component: lysosome. Gene Ontology annotation, biological process: sphingomyelin catabolic process; ceramide biosynthetic process. The coding region runs from base 32 to 1312 and encodes 426 amino acids. The record is from RefSeq and is a predicted model, not a curated record.
AACAAUUGUAUAUUGAGCAAUUCAGUCCAACAUGUCGUUGCUGUGGUGCGCUGUGUUCCUUUGGUUUGGAUUUAUUUCCACUCACAUACCUGUGACCAGUGCAGAAGUGGAUCCGUUAUCCAAAGCAACUUUCAAAUACUAUUUGAACGAGUAUGCUUAUCAGAAGUCAAAAUCACAAUUUAGAGUUUUGAACAGCGAACUCAUACCGAGAAGUAGUUCCAGUACUUGUAGUCUAUGUAAAGCGGGGGCUGCAGGUUUUAUACAACUGAGAAGAAUUGGUGUUAGAAAACGCACUUUUGUGAAAGUUGCAAAAUAUGUAUGCAAAGUUGCUGGAGUAGAUGACGAUGUCUGUAAUGGGGCUAUAAACUUAAACGUAGACGCUUUACUUUACAUCAUCGACAACACUCCAAAACUGGAAGCAGCCAGAUUUUGCGCAGUAUACUUACAAUCUUCAGGUUGCGAACAACCUGAUGGCUAUGAUUGGAGUAUAAACAUUCCUCAGGGAGAAUCGGUUCCUGUCGAGGUAAAUGAGGUACCUUCUAAACCACUCAAAAUAAUUCAUAUAAGUGACAUACACUACGAACCCGAAUAUGUUGUUGGCAGUUUGGCUGAUUGUACAAAACCUGUGUGUUGCGUUAAUGCAAGUGGAUUUCCCGAAAAUGGGAAAGGUACUGCAGCAGGAAUUUAUGGAAUGUAUGGAGACUGUGACACUCCCUGGGUCACUGUCUUAAGUACCUUUGAAAAUAUUGCUAAAAAUCACCCUGAUGUCGACCUUAUAUACUAUACGGGAGAUACAAUACAUCAUCAAAUAUGGAAUACUUCUGUAGAAUCGAAUAGCAGAGAUCUUAAUCAACUCUUAUUGAAACUUAACGAAAGUUUUCCUAAUGUCCCAGUUAUCCCCAUUAUUGGAAAUCACGAACCUAGCCCGGUAAAUGUGUUUGCACCUACUAGCAUAGAAGAAGCAAAUUUAUCAAGCAAUUGGCUGUACGAAGUUUUUGCUAACAAUUUGAAAAGUUGGUUUCCUUCUACAGUCCUCAAUACCUUAAAACAAGGUGGUUACUACACAGUCAAGAUUAAGAAUAAUUUGAGAAUAAUCGGUCUUAAUAGUAACCUCUGUAUAAAUGAAAAUUGGUGGUUGUUAUAUCAAGAUUGGUACAAAGACCCUGGUGGUCAAUUGCAAUGGUUGGUAGAAGUGCUGCUGGAGGCUGAAAAGAAUAAAGAAUUCGUUCAUAUCCUUUCUCACGUUCCAUCAGCAAAUGGUGAUUGUUUAAAGGUCUGGAGCAGAGAAUAUAGAAGAAUUGUUGAAAGGUAAACCUUAAUAUUAUGUU